Plasmopara halstedii is the source of this 1458-nucleotide messenger RNA. Its product is annotated as bifunctional lysine-specific demethylase and histidyl-hydroxylase no66. Bases 1 to 1458 code for a protein of 485 amino acids. The record is from RefSeq and is a predicted model, not a curated record. Gene Ontology annotation, cellular component: nucleolus. Gene Ontology annotation, molecular function: histone H3K36 demethylase activity; histone H3K4 demethylase activity. The transcript has a single exon. Lineage: Eukaryota; Oomycota; Peronosporomycetes; Peronosporales; Peronosporaceae.
AUGGUGGGUAAGAAUGUAGCCAAGUCUUUAUCCUCUGCUCCGUCAACCAAGAAACGCAAAGUCUCUCCGUGCUCUUCCUUGCCAUUGAUCAUCGAGCAGAAAAUUGAUGCCAAUGAUGUUGUGGAUGCCCACGAUCUUGUGUCACGGAUCGACAUUCACAGCGCCACGAAAGCUCGGAUGCUGCUCACAUGGCUGCUGUACCCUGUAACUCCCGAGGAAUUCUACGAAAAUUAUUGGGAGCAGCGCCCAUUGGCUAUCAAACGCAACUACUCCAGCUACUAUGAUGGCUGGUUUAGCAAGCAUGAUAUCGACCGUAUACUUAAGACUCAUACACUCGAGUACGUCGCUGAUUUGGACUUAACUAAGUAUUUAGACGACACUCGUCACACACUUAAUCCAUCAGGUACUGCAACAGCCAAUCAAGUGUGGCAACAUUUUGAUGAAGGCUGCUCUGUCCGUCUCUUGUGUCCACAAAAGUACUCGGACAAUGUUUGGAAGCUGCUAGCCACGUUGGAGGACGAAUGGGGUUGUAUGGCCGGUGCCAACACUUACUUGACACCGAAAAAUACGCAGGGAUUUGCUCCUCAUUUUGAUGACAUUGAGGCAUUCUUGUUGCAGAUGGAAGGAAGCAAGCAUUGGAAAGUGUAUCAACCUAUGAACAAGAGCGACAUGUUGGCAAGAUAUCCCAGUGGUAACUUUAAGUCGGAAGAACUGGGCAAACCUACUUUGGAGAUUGAUCUAGAUCCAGGAGACUUGCUUUACUUUCCUCGCGGCUUUGUCCAUCAAGCACGUGCAUUCGAAGAGAAGCACUCGUUGCACUUGACAGUAUCAACAGGUCAACAAAAUUCGAUGGGUAAUUUUCUCGAAGUGCUACUACCUCAAGCGAUCGCAAGUGCGAUUGACAAUAACGUGGAUUUACGACGCUCACUACCCCGAGAUUACCUGGAAUAUAUGGGUGUCAUGCACUCAGACCGUCAAAAUGAUCCAAAGAGGCAGGCAUUUGCUGAGAAGCUAAAGAACGCGUUAAAAACCGUGCUUGGGGAAGCCAUGGAUAUGCUUGAUGCUGCGUCAGAUCAAAUGGCCAAGAAUUUUCUUGUGGAUCGCUUGCCUCCGGUACUGGAAGAUGUAGAAGAAAACUGUACGAGUGACAAUAGCCCAUUGCAGAAAAUUAUGGUCAACACCCAGUUAAAGCUAAUUCGACAUGGUGUGGCACGUCUAGUGAUUGAAGAAGGUAAAGCUGUACUCUACCAUUGCCGUGAAAACUCUCGUAUGCAUCACGAAGUUCCAAUUUCUCCGCUCGAAUUUGAGCUAGACGAUGCUGAAAGCCUUGAAUUUAUUCUCAGAAGCUACCCUAAUUACUUCCGCGUGGGCGACAUGCCGCACGAAGAUCCUCAAGACCAGAUGGCGCUCGCGAAAGCCUUGUACAAGGAAGGCAUUUUGAUGUUUCAGAAAUCUUGA